Messenger RNA from Portunus trituberculatus (swimming crab), 636 nucleotides. Its product is annotated as peritrophin-1-like. The record is from RefSeq and is a predicted model, not a curated record. The coding region runs from base 149 to 463 and encodes 104 amino acids. Gene Ontology annotation, molecular function: chitin binding. Lineage: Eukaryota; Metazoa; Arthropoda; Malacostraca; Decapoda; Portunidae. Gene Ontology annotation, cellular component: extracellular region. The transcript has 3 exons.
CUUCUGUUUACUUACUGGUGUUUCCUAUUUACGCAGCGCCCAUUACGUAAAAAGCUUUAUCGCCUUUAUAUAGAUCCACUCAUGUUUGGCUUGCUCCAGAUUGAUUCUCGACUUACCAAGGAAAACAACACAUAACAAAACAAUAAUAAUGGAACAGAUGCAGACGACACACGUAGUCCUGGCUGUGGCUUUCCUUGGCACCCUCGUCUGUGGAAUCCCUCGCAGCACUGAGGUUCCGAAGAUCCCUUGCCCUAUUGAGGUUUCCCAUGAAUGCCCCAGUGUGGACGGCCCGACCCCCUUGUACCUGGCCCACCCUGAUGACUGCAGCAAGUUCUGUGUGUGUGAUGACCAAGUGGCGUACGAGAAGGACUGCUUGCCGGGACUGGUGUUUGAUGAAGUGAUCCACGUGUGCAACUGGCCCUACAAUGUGGACUGCGGCACCCGGCCCAUUCCUCCCAAGUGAUCACCUGAGGACUGAACCAGCGUCUCGUGUCUCCUGCCCACUCCUCAUGACAACCUGUACACCCUCUGCCUGUCCUCACUUCAGCGACAGUAACAGAGGCAGGUAUCAUGAAGAAUAGAUAGGAAGAUUUAAAGGAGAAAUUGUUCAUGGGUCUUAAUAAAUCCUGUUUUGUG